AGGGAGGGUGGCGGUGGAGGGCGGAGUGGCUGUUGUGCUGUGCAGCGGGCGCGUGUGCGGCGUGUGAGCAGAGAGAGAUGUCCGGGCGCGGGAAGCAGGGCGGGAAGGCGCGCGCCAAGGCCAAGUCGCGCUCGUCGCGGGCCGGGCUGCAGUUCCCCGUGGGCCGCGUCCAUCGCCUCCUCCGGAAAGGAAACUACGCGGAGCGUGUGGGCGCUGGAGCUCCUGUCUACAUGGCGGCCGUGCUGGAGUACCUGACGGCCGAGAUCCUGGAGCUGGCGGGCAACGCGGCCCGCGACAACAAGAAGACGCGCAUCAUCCCCCGCCACCUGCAGCUGGCCAUCCGCAACGACGAGGAGCUCAACAAGCUGCUGGGCAAGGUGACGAUCGCGCAGGGCGGCGUGCUGCCCAACAUCCAGGCCGUGCUGCUGCCCAAGAAAACCGACAGCCACAAGGCUAAAGCCAAGUGAACGAAAAGUAACGCAUUUUCUUUUCUCGAGAAACCCAAAGGCUCUUUUCAGAGCCGCCCACAAAAUCCUAAGAGAGCUGAAUUAUCSAGAAAAUAGGGUAUUUUAUAUUAACUACUCAACCCGCGUUUUGUCUUUUAUUUUUUCUUUCUAUGUUUAUUAACAGCAUUUUUGGCUUAAAAAUAAUAGCAWUGCAUUUCAUAUUUUCGUUAACAAGGUCUUGCCAAAACGUGMUUCCCAUGCAAGUUCUUCAUAGWAUGGGUUAUUUUGCUUUUGUUUCUUAUAUCGGUGAACACAGGAACUCUGUUCGUUGAGAGUUYCCGUCCCUCCCCCCGCUUUUCCGCCUCUUUCUUCUCCGAGUGGCUGACACAGUUCGACAGAUAAGAGGCGUAAUCGUCUUCGGGGAAGGGAGGGGGAAGGGCAGGAGGACGUGAUCUCCGCUGGCCAAUCCUUGGGCAGGGCGGGCUUUUUCAAUACUUAAAGCUCUUUCUUAUCGGAACAAAAGGAUUGGGAGAGCAGGGCUAUUUUUGUCAGUAAAAAGAACCCCCCUCCUCCCCCAAACAGACAAAGGUAUUUACGGAGAUACCUUAAGAGAAAUAACACAAUAGAUUAGACAUGGCUCAGUAGUAGCGUGCCUGGCAAUUGCAUUAUUUUGUUACAAAAUAUACCUUUAUAAAACCAUACAUCCGAUUUUUAUCAAAUCAUUAUAAAACGUUUCCUGGUAGUCAAAGCAAUYACUAGGAGGAAAAAAGUCUAGAUUUCCCUAAAACCGCUGUGCUAUACCGCGCUCGUUAGCAUUUAUUUCGGUAAUCCUAAGGAAAAARUGAAAGAUACAAUUGACCUCUUGACGACUUACGAAUUACUGGAUCCUUGCUGCAGGUUACAGACGACCUCGGUGCAUCAGCUCCUUUAGGGAAAGUGUGGGUGGCUCUUAAAAGAGCCGUUGGAUAACAAAGUAUAUAGAGCAGAACACUUCAGAUACGAUUUACUUCUUUUUGGGCGCCGCCUUCUUUGCCUUGGCCGCUUUCGGCUUGGCUGCCUUGGGCUUGGCUGCUUUGGGCUUCACCGCCUUCGCCUUAGCCGGGCUCUUCGCUGCCUUCUUGGGCCGGCCUGCCUUUGCGGCUUUCUUGGGGCUCUUGGCCGCUUUCUUGGCCGCUGCAGCUGCCGGUUUCUUGGCCUUCUUGGGGCUUUUCUUCACCGCCGCUGCUUUCUUGGGCUUCUUAGCGGCGCUGGCGGGCUUCUUGGCUGCCGGCUUCUUGGGCUUAGCUGCAGCCGCCCUUUUCUUGGGAGCUUUUUCUUUCACUUCUCCUGGCUUCUUGUUAAGACGAAAAGAUCCSGAGGCGCCGGUGCCCUUGGUCUGCACCAGGGUGCCCUUGCUGACGAGGCUCUUGAGCCCCAGCUUGAUGCGGCUGUUGUUCUUCUCCACAUCGUAGCCGCCRGCRGCCAGCGYCUUCUUGAGCGCGGCGAGGGAGAGCCCCUUGCGCUCCUUGGAGGCGGACACGGCCUUGGUGAUCAGCUCGGUGACGCUGGGCCCCGCGGGCYUGCGGGCUUUGGAGGCGCUCGCCGCCUUCUUCGGCUUCUUGGCGGCCUUGGCGCCGGGCGCGGGCGCAUCGGGGGCGGCGGCGGGAGCGGUCUCGGACAUCACAGCAGAGUCCUCUGCGGAGCAGGCGAACACAAUUGGGCUGGCCCGGGUCAGAUGCUCGUAUUUUUAGAGCGGAGACGCGCGGUGAUUGGUGCUUUGCAGAGCCCGCCCCGCUGCACGGCCGGGGAGCCCUUCGGUGUGCUCGAUUUGUGUUUCUUUGGACCAACAAAAGUGUAUUUUCCUCGGAAUUUCUGCAACCAAAUCGCCCAAUUUCCUCG
Molecule: messenger RNA, 2324 nt
Organism: Malurus melanocephalus (red-backed fairy wren)
Lineage: Eukaryota; Metazoa; Chordata; Aves; Passeriformes; Maluridae
Product: histone H2A-IV-like
Exons: 1
Coding region: 78-467 (129 amino acids)
Cellular component (GO): nucleosome
Molecular function (GO): DNA binding; structural constituent of chromatin; protein heterodimerization activity
Source: RefSeq, a predicted model, not a curated record